Messenger RNA from Plasmodium vinckei vinckei, 438 nucleotides. Its product is annotated as conserved Plasmodium protein, unknown function. The transcript has a single exon. NCBI's taxonomy places the organism in Eukaryota, Apicomplexa, Aconoidasida, Haemosporida, Plasmodiidae. The record is from RefSeq and is a predicted model, not a curated record. The coding region runs from base 1 to 438 and encodes 145 amino acids.
AUGCUGAAAUAUAUUUUAUUUGGAAUUAGUGGUUCCAUGAGUGGAUGGUUUUUAAGAGAUACAAUUGUUUGUUUAGUUAAUAAUAUAAAUUCUACAAAUGGUAUGUUACUAAAUAAAUUUAUUUCCAGCAAAGAUGACUUUUAUAAAAAUACACUUAAUGAAUUGAAAUAUUGUUUUGAUCCAAUUGAACUAAAAAAUGGAUUUAAUAAUUAUAAUAUUUAUAUAAAGGAAAAUGAAUAUUUUGUCGAAACAUUAUAUAUGGAAAAUUGGGCAGAUAUGAACAAAAUGAAUGAAUAUAUAUAUAGUGAAGAAUAUAAACAAAAAUUGCAUUAUUUGAAAAAUAUGAAUAUAUUUUUUUCUCCAUCAUUAUUUGUUCUAUUAAAGCGAUAUGAUGGAUAUUAUAUUCCCCCCUUUUUGAAAAAAGUUGCAUCUGAUUGA